Dioscorea cayenensis subsp. rotundata (Guinea yam) is the source of this 2199-nucleotide messenger RNA. RefSeq names its product probable inactive receptor kinase At1g27190. The record is from RefSeq and is a predicted model, not a curated record. Bases 52 to 1887 code for a protein of 611 amino acids. Gene Ontology annotation, molecular function: protein kinase activity; protein binding; ATP binding. Gene Ontology annotation, biological process: protein phosphorylation. The transcript has a single exon. NCBI's taxonomy places the organism in Eukaryota, Viridiplantae, Streptophyta, Magnoliopsida, Dioscoreales, Dioscoreaceae.
UCUAAACCAAACACUCAACCCCUUCCUCAAUAAUUCUUCUCCAUUUCCACUAUGCUUCUUCCUCUCCAUCUCCAACUCCUCCUCCUUUUCACCGCCGCUUCCUCCACCGCCGUCGCCAGCGACGACGCACGAUGCCUGCGUGGCGUGCGCGACGCUUUCUCCACCUCCUCCACCUCCCCUUUCUCAUGGAACUUCGCCAACCAAUCCGCCGGCUUCGUCUGCUCCUUCUCCGGCGUCACCUGCUGGAACGAUCAAGAGAACCGUGUCCUUACUCUCUCCCUCCCAUCCAUGUCCCUCUCCGGCUCCAUCCCUUCUGAUCUCCAGUACUGUUCCUCUCUCCAGAACCUUGAUCUAUCUGGGAACUCCAUCUCUGGACCUCUGCCAUCGUCUCUCUGUGACUGGCUUCCUUAUCUCGUCACGCUUGAUCUCUCUUCCAACUCCCUCUCCGGCCAGAUCCCUUCCGAGCUCUCCAACUGCCGUUUCCUCAACACGCUUCUUCUUUCUGAUAACCGCCUCUCCGGCCCGAUCCCUUUGUCUUUGUCCCGGCUUGAGCGGCUCAAGCGUCUCUCGCUAUCUGGUAAUCAGCUCUCGGGAACCAUCCCUUCCUCGCUCUCCCACUUCGAUUCUUCCUCGUUUGAUGGCAAUCCGUCUCUUUGUGGCCAUCCGCUGAGAUCCUGCGGCCGGUCGUUGACUCGCACUGGGCUUAUUAUCAUCAUCGCGUCCGGCGUCCUCGGCGCCGCCGCGUCGUUGCUUCUAGCGUACGCUGUUUGGCGGUGGUGCUUCUCGCCGUCGUCUUCACGGCUUAAGAGGCGCGCUGCUGCUGCUGGGGAGGACGGUAGGCUCUGGGCUGAUCGGCUGCGCGCGUCUCAGCACCGGCUUGCCCCUGUUUCGCUGUUCCAGAAGCCGAUCGUGAAGGUUAAGCUCGCGGAUCUGAUGUCGGCCACCAAUGACUUCCGCAACGAUCACAUCGUCGUCGCCGGGAGCUCGCGGACGGGGACUUCGUAUAAGGCUGUGCUCCGUGAUGGAUCCGCACUCACUGUGAAGCGCCUCAAUGGUUGCGUCCUCCCCGAGAAGCAGUUCCGCGCGGAAAUGAGCCGAUUAGGGCAGCUCCGGCACCCAAAUUUGGUGCCAUUGCUAGGGUUUUGCAUCGUCGAGGAGGAGCGGCUUCUUGUGUACAAGAACAUGCCUGGUGGUGCUCUCUCUACUCUUUUGCGCUCUGGCAAUGGGGAUCUAGAUUGGCCUACAAGGCUCAAGAUCGGAAUUGGCACUGCCCGUGGCCUUGCUUGGCUUCACCAUGGCUUCGAGAUCCCUUAUCUUCACCAAAACCUUAGCUCCAGUGCAGUUCUCCUCGAUGAGGACUAUGAUCCUCGGCUCACUGACUUCUGUCUUGCAAGGCUUGUGAAGACCUCCACUAAUAGUAACAACAGCAACACCAACACUAACACAAGCCCUUUCAUGAAUGGGGAUUUUGGUGACUUUGGAUAUGUGGCACCUGAGUAUGCAACCACUCCAGUGGCGACGAUGAAGGGGGAUGUGUAUGCCUUUGGUGUGGUCUUACUGGAGCUGGCUACUGGGCAAAAGCCAACGGAGAUCAGUACUGAUGCUGCCGGGGAAGUGUUCAAAGGUAGUCUAGUGGAUUGGGUGAAUCAGCUGGCCAAUGCUGGCCAGAUUAAUGAUGCAAUUGAUCGGUCAAUUCGCGGAAAGGGCUAUGACGAUGAGAUCGUCCAGUGCUUGAUCAUUGCUUGCAGCUGCGUGGUUGCUCGGUUGACGGAGAGGCCUUCCAUGUAUAAGGUUUAUAAUUCAUUGAAAUCUGUUGGGAAGGGACGUGAAACCGAUGAGUUUGAUGAGUUCCCUCUCAAUUUUGGCAAGGAUGAUGCUGAAGCUUAGUUGUGGAUUGCUGAAAAGAAUAUGUAAAUCAGCCACGAAUGUGUGUCUGUACCUUCUGAUGAGGCAGAAUGAGCUUUCCAGGUAAUUUACUUUGAAGCCAUUCACUUGCAUUGCUCUUUAUCCAUGUGUACCAUUAAUACUGUUUUCUUGGAUAACAGCAUGUGUUGUAGUUUUUGGAAUUCCAUGGAUUGUUGUUGUAACUUAGUCAGCUAUGGGCAUGGGAUUUAUUCUAGAUGGUUGUUUGUUUGAUUCAUUUUAAGAAUCAAUAUCAACCAUGUUAUGAAUGAAAUCAAUUGUUCGUUAUGUGUUUAA